Messenger RNA from Exaiptasia diaphana, 1315 nucleotides. Its product is annotated as octopamine receptor-like. Gene Ontology annotation, cellular component: membrane; dendrite. Gene Ontology annotation, molecular function: G protein-coupled serotonin receptor activity; neurotransmitter receptor activity. The annotation marks the transcript as partial. Gene Ontology annotation, biological process: G protein-coupled receptor signaling pathway, coupled to cyclic nucleotide second messenger; chemical synaptic transmission. The record is from RefSeq and is a predicted model, not a curated record. The transcript has a single exon. Lineage: Eukaryota; Metazoa; Cnidaria; Anthozoa; Actiniaria; Aiptasiidae.
UUCUUCAUCGUGUCUCUUGCUACGGCUGAUAUUCUCGUUGCACUGGGAUCCAUGCCUUUAUGGGCUGCGUAUAUCAUAGGGGGUCCACCUGUUAUUCAGCAUGUUUGGGUACAGCAGUUAUGGCAUUUUAUUGAUAUCCUUUGUGGAGCUGCAUCGAUAAUCAAUCUUUGUUUCAUUAGUCUUGAGAGAUGUAUUUGCAUUUCAGCUCCCUUAAAACACCGAGCUAUUGUUACAACAGGCAAGGCUAUUGUCUCUAUUGCCUGCAUUUGGAUCUUUGCCGCUAUUGUCGCCGGGAUAAAAAUCAUUUUUUGGGGUCAUCCACCGCCAAUGUAUGAACUGACCGUCACGAUCACGUGCUUUAUUGUUCCUCUCAUUGUCAUGGUAAUUUGUUAUGUUAAAAUGUAUCAAGCUGCAAGACAUCAGAUAAAAAAGAUGAUUUUCACUGUCGAGGGAAAACCUAAACGAUUUCUAUUAUCGAGGGAGCUGAAAGCAGCCAAAACAGUGGGCGUGGUCAUUGGUGCAUUCAUAGUUUGUUGGUGUCCCUUCUUUGUGUUAAACUUGGUUUAUGGGCUAUGUAUCGAAUGUCGACCACUCCCUAAUGAAUCGAUUCUUGUAGCAAAAUGGAUGCAUUAUGUAAACAGUGUCCUUAACCCCAUCAUAUAUGCCUGUAUGAACAAAGACUUCAGGGGAGCGUUUAAAAAGAUAGUAAUGUACGUGUGCGCAUGCGUCAUGUGUAAGGACUACCAGGACGUUCUUAUUGAACAGCGGUCAUUUUACAGUGAGAGGAAUUCAUUCAGGAAUAACUCAUGUCGAAGUGGAACACGUAUGGACGAGAGGGACAGCUCGUUACGGUCUCAAGCCGACUCGUUCGUGAUGCACUCCAACUACAGCACAAUGGAAAAGCCUUCACCUCGUCAUGUUUAGCUUUAAUGAUCUCGAAGAAUUACUUGUCGUGGUGAUUAUUCUCUCAUCGAUCAGUUACGCUUGACUCUGUCAUUUCCUACAUAGUAAUUGGAGUCAAUGACUCUACAUUGGGAACCUGUAUCUUGCUUACGUUGAAGAGGUUGUCCAUGGCGUAGAAUGCCUAUUAUUGUAACGAGAGAUAUGUCAGUCGUUUGCUUUUGCCUAUUCUUUCUAAAUGACUUAAAGAAUACCCUUGCAAUCCAUCUUGAAUAUCUCAAUUAUGUGAUCUUUAAGUGCAACAGGAACAAUAAUCGAGUGUUCAGGAUCUUUUUUGGCAUUGCAAAGCUGCUUGGCUUCAUUGCUAGGCUUGACAAAGCUGUGACAUCGACGGCGCUUAUCUAAUAAAAAUUUA